Molecule: messenger RNA, 2060 nt
Organism: Culex pipiens pallens (northern house mosquito)
Lineage: Eukaryota; Metazoa; Arthropoda; Insecta; Diptera; Culicidae
Gene: mbf1
Product: endothelial differentiation-related factor 1 homolog
Exons: 3
Coding region: 265-708 (147 amino acids)
Cellular component (GO): nucleus
Molecular function (GO): DNA binding
Source: RefSeq, a predicted model, not a curated record
CAGGCAACGACGGAGCAGCAGCAGCAGAGUUGGCCAGUUUUUCACCGAGUGCGUUUCUAGAACAGUCGAAUCUCGCAAAUUUCUCCCGUGUGGCGUGCGACAGGAGAAAAAAAUAGUGCAGUCUUUUUUUUUGUGUGCGAGAAAAGAGAACUUAGUUUUGGUUCCAGUGCAAGUUUGCGCGUGAACUAAAUCCGGAAUUCGUGCGACGUCACUUAAAUUUUCGUUGUCGGAAAAAGAAAGCAGCAGCAGCAGCAAACCUCCAAAAUGUCCGAAAGCGACUGGGAUACCGUGACCGUGCUCCGCAAGAAGGCCCCAAAGGCAAGCACUUUGAAGACUGAAACGGCCGUGAAUCUGGCCCGCCGCCAGGGAAUCCCUGUGGAGACCAGCCAAAAAUUUAAUGCCGGCACCAACAAGCAGCAUGCGGCACCGAAGAACACCGCCAAGUUGGACCGGGAAACGGACGAGCUGAAGCAUCGGACCGUGUCGCACGACGUGGCCAAGCUGAUCAUGCAGGGCCGCCAGUCGAAGGGGCUCUCCCAGAAGGAUCUGGCCACGAAAAUCUGCGAAAAGCCCCAGAUCGUGAACGACUACGAGGCGGGCCGCGGCAUCCCGAACAACCUGAUCCUGGGCAAGAUGGAGCGCGUGAUUGGCAUCAAGCUGCGCGGCAAGGAGAUCGGCACUCCGUUCACGCCUCCCGGUAAGAAGUGAAUGGAUGAAACACUUUCGGGAGGCAGAAGCUAAACACAUUCAACAGAAAAGAACACACUUUAAACAACACACACACACUUGUAAUAUUACAAAACACACCACAAAUUAAUAUGAAAGAAGAAAUGAAAAUUUGAAAAAAGACACAAACUAAACGAGAAAUGUGCGUGCGUACUAACAACAGCAGCAGCAGCAUUUUGAUUCAUUUGUCCUGCUUGUGUAGAGGGAUAAGAAGCGAGUUGAGCUCCCUUUAAACAAAAAAUGCGCGCCACGCUAGUCGUUUGCGCUUAAGUUCGUUCGUCAUUAGCAGUCAAUCAGUCAGCGUGUGUGUGUGGGAACAAGACAAUUUAGAAGGCAAAUUGUGCGGUAGGUUUUGGAGUAGUUUGCGAGCCAAUUUUAUUCGACCAUUUUUUGAUUCGUUACUUACAUUUGUUACUAUUAUCGCUCGCUCGUAGAGUGCAGAACACAAAAUGUGCGGUGUGUAGUUUGUAAGCAGUAGCGAUCCAAGUUUCGAUGGAGUUCAAAUACAGAUUAAUUGUAAAAUCCACAAAAAAACUUUUAACUUGAUGUCGAUUUUAAUUUUGAAAAAAAGAGACUUGCCCUUGUCAGGUUAGCAAAAAAGUCAGUUCUCUUGUUACAGGAAAAAGUAGUCAUUCUAUCAUCACCCCCCAGCUUCCCAUCUCAAAUGUGUGCUAACUUGUGUGAAAAUUCCCAACUAACUCUUCAACCCAGUUCCCGUUUGUCACAUGCAGUCCGUGCGUGCUUCUGUGGAAGUCCUAUAAAAAAAAAUCAACUAACAGAAGCAAAACAAAACUGUUUCGAUCUCUCAAUAUUCCACAGAACAUAAGUAGGCCACGAGGAAAGCUAGACGAAAGCUACCGGAAGAGAGAGAGGGAGAGCUGCCGAAGCGGAAAUAGCAGAGAUCGACCAGCAGAAAUUUCCGUUCACGCUCUCUCACUAUCUAAAAGAAACAGAGAAAAUAUGCAAGCUUUGCUUCGCAAGCGAAAGCGGCUCGCGUAAACUAAAAUUGUGCAUUUGAAAAAAAAGUAACGUAAUCUUGGUGCAAAAAAAGAUAUUUAAAAAUUUUCCAUUUUCUUUCGAAUAAGGAAAAAAAAAACACUUCACUACAUAUUGUUAGCGCGUUUCACCAGAAGUUUCCAUGUUGAGCAAAAUUAAAUCUUGCGGUAGUAAAGUAAAUUUGCAACACAACAAAAAAAAAUCAAGCAAACAAAAAAUGGUAAAAUAGUUAUGUAAGCAAACCUCCCCCUCCCCCUACCAUCAUUACCAUUGUCAGAUUCUAUUGAUGAUGAACAAAUAAAGAAGUAACAUUUCAUCUGCAUCAGUUGUAUACACUA